Messenger RNA from Exserohilum turcica Et28A, 920 nucleotides. RefSeq lists its product as uncharacterized. NCBI's taxonomy places the organism in Eukaryota, Fungi, Ascomycota, Dothideomycetes, Pleosporales, Pleosporaceae. Gene Ontology annotation, cellular component: zeta DNA polymerase complex. The coding region runs from base 1 to 864 and encodes 287 amino acids. The record is from RefSeq and is a predicted model, not a curated record. The transcript has a single exon.
AUGGCGCUGACCUACCUCGAAACCCUCGCCCACUUCACCACCUUUCUCACGGCCUACACGCACACGCUGCUCUACCUCCGCUCGCUCUAUCCCCGCGCCUCCUUUGUCCAGUCACGCUUCCACAAUACCUCUGUCUACCAGUCACGGCAUCCGCUCGUGUGUGAAUGGAUAACCGAUGCCGUCGCCGCCGUGCGCGAGGAGCUCUUGAACGGGAGCGUCGCCAAGAUCGGCAUUGUCAUAUUCAGUUAUGGGGCCGAUGAAGGCGCGGCGGGGAGUGCGAAGAUAAUGGAGAGAUACAUGUUUGAUGUUAGCGCAUUCCCAGUCGUGGACAAGGGAGAUCGCAACAUGGAGAUCGAGUGGGAAAGCCAAACACCCGAGGUGUCUGAUCACGAAGACGAGAGAGGAGGCGUCGCGAAGAGAGGAAAUGUCAAGGCGUUGGAUGUCGACGUCGAUGUCAAUCUCUCCGAGCAGUUUCGUGCUGCUUUGAUAGCCCUGACGACACGCACUUCGAUGCUCGCGCCUCUACCGCCCAACUGUUCUUUCAACAUCAGCAUGGAGCUCAAGGACGAGGCCCAUGUCGAUCCACCCGUUGCACACCCGCAGCCGUGGAUACCUGUACAGCCUAGCCUGCAGAAGACGGGCAGAACACCAAUGAUGCGAGAUGAGUUUGACGAGGAAGAGUUUGAAGCUGGUGGACGAACAGACGAGGGAGGUGAUCUUGGUGGUGCCAGAGUAACGCCCAUUCGCAGUGUAGAAGCAGGUGUUUUUAGAUUUGAAACAUGGAUAGAAGAGGGCAAGGCCAAGUUCGACAAUACGCAAGGCGAUAGUACCAAGACGAGCUUUGCAAGUUCUGUUCAGAUGUAAUGAUGACCUGAUAUGCGUCCCCUUUAUUUGUUGAGGACGUUCUAGCAUUGUCUUGU